AUGACGGCAAACCCAACUCUGCCAUUCGUGUGUACCCCGCUUGAUCAUCAAGCGCGACCUCAACUCCCCUUCCGAUGGGCGUUCCGGUUCCCGACCCAUGCUCGAUGGGAGAAGACCCCACUCCCUAGGAAGGGCCAGGAGCUGGACCUGGUCGGCAAGGUUGUCGACAGGCGUGAAGACGGGGUGUUCGUCCUUGAGCCGUUCAAUGUGGUAUUCACCACGCGCUCGGCUCCCAACAGGACUCCCCCAUCGUCAGCAGACAAGAGGGCGGCGAAGCGACAGAAGUUGGUCGCGCCCCAAGGUGCCUCGGCUUCUUCGUUUGAUCCCAACGACGGGGAUAACCUCUUGGCGGGCCGCCGAUGCUUCCAAUGA
Messenger RNA from Cryptococcus amylolentus CBS 6039, 372 nucleotides. RefSeq lists its product as hypothetical. The transcript is spliced from 2 exons. The record is from RefSeq and is a predicted model, not a curated record. The coding region runs from base 1 to 372 and encodes 123 amino acids. NCBI's taxonomy places the organism in Eukaryota, Fungi, Basidiomycota, Tremellomycetes, Tremellales, Cryptococcaceae.